Messenger RNA from Abrus precatorius (Indian licorice), 2277 nucleotides. RefSeq names its product allantoinase. The coding region runs from base 348 to 1883 and encodes 511 amino acids. The transcript is spliced from 16 exons. Gene Ontology annotation, cellular component: cytoplasm. NCBI's taxonomy places the organism in Eukaryota, Viridiplantae, Streptophyta, Magnoliopsida, Fabales, Fabaceae. Gene Ontology annotation, biological process: purine nucleobase catabolic process; allantoin catabolic process. The record is from RefSeq and is a predicted model, not a curated record. Gene Ontology annotation, molecular function: cobalt ion binding; allantoinase activity; zinc ion binding.
AGGUUUGUUCUUUAGUUUGGACCGGUUUGAUUAACCUAAGAGAUCAAAUCAACUUAAUUAAGUUAAUAUAUUUUGAUUUGAUUUGAUUAAUAAUCAAAUCAAAUCUAUACAAUUUGAUUAUCUUUAAUUCAAUUAUUGAUUUAACUCUGACAAUCCAUUGUUUAGACUAACCAAUCUGAAGUUGAUAUCUUGUGGUUCGUACCCUAAAUUACAUCAAAAUGAUAAUGUAACCUACUAGUUUAAUGUCCUCUGACCAAUAGAAAAAUAAAAUAAAAAAAAUGUCUUAAGCUGAUAUAUGUAAUCAAAACAAAGAGAUACAGAGCACAACACUGAGUGUGAAGUGAGAAAUGGAAGUUCUGUGGAGGGUAUUACCUUUGCUAACAAUUCUGGUUUCCUUCGUGUUGUUCUUCUACUUGCAGGAUUCUUACAAGGCACAAUUAUAUCCUCUCAUAAAGUUACCAAGGGAUGAGUGCAGUCUUCUUCCUCAUCGCCAUUUCUGGAUAUCGAGCAAACGCAUUGUGACCCCACAAGGGAUCAUUUCUGGUUCAGUGGAGAUAAAGGAAGGGAAAAUAGUGUCUAUCAUCGAAGGAUAUGGUAAGCAGGGGAAGUCUAUGCAAGAAGAAGUAAUUGAUUAUGGAGAUGCUGUUGUUAUGCCUGGCUUGAUUGAUGUGCAUGUACAUCUUGAUGAGCCUGGAAGAACGGAAUGGGAAGGAUUUGAUACUGGUACCAGAGCUGCCGCUGCUGGUGGUGUAACGACAGUGGUUGACAUGCCUCUAAACAAUUACCCUACAACUGUGUCUAAGGAAACACUGAAACUUAAGCUUGAAGCUGCGGAGGAUAAAAUCUAUGUGGAUGCUGGAUUUUGGGGAGGCCUAGUCCCUGAAAAUGCUCUUAAUAAAAGUAUUCUUGAAGGUCUCUUAAGUGCUGGUGUGCUAGGUGUGAAGUCUUUUAUGUGUCCUUCUGGAAUUAAUGACUUUCCGAUGACUACUAUUGAUCAUAUCAAGGAGGGAUUGUCUGUGCUGGCUAGAUACAGAAGGCCUUUAGUUGUACAUUCUGAGAUUCAACUAGAUUCUAAAAAUCAUUUGGAGCUUAAUGAUAUUGGUGAUCCACGUUCUUACUUGACCUAUCUGGACACCAGGCCACCUUCAUGGGAACAGGCAGCCAUUAAAGAACUUGUUGGUGUUACAAAGGACACUAGAAUUGGCGGUCCAUUGGAAGGAGCACAUGUUCACAUUGUCCACUUGUCCGAUUCAAGUGCUUCCUUAGAUCUGAUUAAGGAAGCAAAAAGUCGAGGUGACAGCAUAAGUGUUGAGACUUGUCCCCAUUACUUAGCUUUCUCGGCUGAAAAGAUACCAACUGGAGAUACUCGUUUUAAGUGUUCCCCACCCAUUCGAGAUGCAUUCAACAAAGAAAAAUUAUGGGAGGCUGUAUUAGGGGGACACAUUGACCUAUUAACUUCUGAUCAUUCACCAACUGUGCCUGAACUCAAGCUGCUUGAGGAGGGCGACUUCUUGAGGGCUUGGGGAGGCAUAUCAAAUUUGCAGUUUGAUCUUCCAGUGACGUGGUCAUAUGGGAAGAAAUAUGGACUAACUCUGGAACAAUUAUCAUUAUUGUGGAGCAAGAAACCUGCAGAAUUUGUGGGUUUAGAAUCAAAGGGGACCAUCACAGUUGGAAACCAUGCAGAUAUUGUAGUUUGGCAACCAGAGGUGGAGUUUGAGCUGAAUGAUGAUUAUCCUGUUUUCCUUAAACAUCCUAACCUCUCUGCUUAUAUGGGAAGCACGCUAUCGGGAAAAGUUUUGGAUACUUUUGUCAGAGGAAACCUUGUGUUCAAGGAUGGGAAGCAUGCUCCUGCACCCUGUGGUGUUCUAAUCCUAGCCAAAUGAAUUGGUUAAAUAUUGGUUUCUUUAAGAUGCUUGUUUCGGUGGGGCAUAAAUAAGAGAUUGAAGAAGAUGCUGGCAUUAGCCACUGGGCUAGAUCUUCUUCUCAUAGAGGAGACAUAGACUAGUGUUGUAGCUUAUAUUAUUGCUGUUUGGACAAUGAAAUGAUGGCAUACUUUUCUAGACUAGUGUUGUAGCUUAUAUUAUUGCUGUUUGGACAAUGAAAUGAUGGCAUACUUUUCUUUAAUGUAUAUGUAGAUGACAACUUUAUAAGUUCUAAAGUUUGUCUUCACAUACAUACCAUUGCAUGAAAAGCCUAUGCAUGUUUCCUAGCUAAGAAUCAUCAAGCUAGUAUAGUUUAUUUGUAAGUGAAUAUAAAUAAAGAGGAGAAACUUUCGUC